CGUCCCCGUGACGUGCGGCGCGCGGGCGCGGCGGGGCAGGCUCCGGGCACGGCGAUAACGGUGCUAACGGCCGUAACGGUGCUAACGGACGCGGCCAGAGCCGCCCGCCCCGGCGCGGAGGCACCUUGGAGGCAGCGGGGGCUCCCGGACCGCCAGGCGGAGGGGCCGCAAGGAACCCGCCGGGGGAUGUCGCUGGGAGCGGGUGAGGAGCGCUGAGCGCGGGGCCCCGCCGUCAGCAGGCUGGGCGUCCCCUGUGCCGGGCGCCUCCCGCCCCUCGCCUUUCCCCUAGAGCGCUGUCGGGGCUGCGGCUUGGAGCGGGCCGGAGACGUCGGAGUACAGGAAGGUGAAUGAAGGACACUGUGGUUUUUUGUGCCACUGCUUGCAGUGAUAUGACUGAAGUCUCCUAGAUCAGCCUUUCAUAGCAAGGAUUAAUCCAGAAGAAGCUCUCCACACACCUUUCCCCCCAUGUUCAUGCAGAUGUUGCACGAAGAUGAAGUUGGAGUGUGAUUGAAUUGAGAGCAAUGUCAUCUUUCUUAUAGAAGCAUCAUGACACACAGCAGCAUCAUGGUGGAUGUAGGAAAGUGGCCAAUAUUUACUUUACUGUCACCUCAAGAAAUAGCAUCUAUUCGGAAAGCUUGUGUGUUUGGUACAUCAGCCAAUGAAGCUAUAUACAUAACGCACAAUGAUGAGGUAUUUGUUUUUGGACUGAAUUGCAGUAAUUGUCUGGGAACUGGAGAUAAUCAGAGCACAAUAGUACCAAAGAAAUUAGAAGCCUUAUGUGGAAAGAAGAUUUCCAGUCUCAGUUAUGGAAGUGGACCCCAUGUUGUACUUUGCACUGAAGAUGGCGAAGUAUAUGCUUGGGGACACAAUGGCUACAGCCAGCUUGGGAAUGGCACAACAAAUCAGGGCAUUACUCCUAUACAAGUUUGCACAAAUCUGUUAAUAAAGAAAGUGGUGGAAGUGGCUUGUGGCUCUCAUCAUUCCAUGGCACUGUCAUUUGAUGGGGAUCUGUACGCUUGGGGCUAUAAUAACUGUGGUCAGGUUGGAUCUGGAUCUACAGCAAACCAGCCAACUCCACGCAGAGUUUCCAACUGUUUACAGGCAAAAAUGGUUGUUGGCAUUGCUUGUGGUCAGACCUCCUCCAUGGCUGUUGUGAACAAUGGUGAGGUUUAUGGCUGGGGUUACAAUGGUAAUGGUCAGCUAGGUCUUGGGAACAAUGGCAAUCAACUAACACCAUGCAGAGUGGCAGCAUUGCAUGGUGUGUGUGUACUCCAGAUUGCCUGUGGCUAUGCGCACACACUAGCACUAACAGAUGAGGGUUUGCUCUAUGCCUGGGGAGCUAACACUUAUGGGCAGCUGGGAACGGGCAAUAAAAGUAACCAGCUAAGCCCAGUGCAGAUCAUGAUGGAAAAAGAAAGGGUUGUGGAGAUUGCAGCCUGCCACUCUGCUCACACCUCAGCUGCCAAGACCCAGAGUGGGCAGGUGUACAUGUGGGGCCAGUGCCGUGGGCAGUCAGUGAUCCUUCCCCACCUCACUCACUUUGCCUGCACUGAUGAUGUCUUUGCUUGCUUUGCUACCCCUGCUGUUAUGUGGCGCCUUCUGUCAGUAGAGCAUGAAGACUUUUUAACUGUAGCAGAAUCUCUGAAGAAAGAGUUUGACAGCCCAGAAACCUCAGACCUGAAGUUCCACGUGGAUGGAAAAUACAUCCAUGUGCACAAAGUUUUUCUGAAAAUCAGGUGUGAACACUUCAGAACCAUGUUCCAGUCAUAUUGGAAUGAGGAUAUGAAGGAAGUAAUAGAAAUAGACCAGUUUUCUUAUCCUGUGUAUCGUGCCUUUCUUGAAUACUUGUACACAGACAGUGUUGACCUUCCACCUGAAGAUGCAAUAGGGCUUUUGGAUUUGGCUACUUCAUACUGUGAAAAUAGACUGAAAAAACUGUGUCAACACAUUAUCAAGAGAGGAAUUACUGUGGAAAAUGCAUUUUCAUUGCUUUCUGCUGCUGUCAGAUAUGAUGCAGAGGACUUAGAGGAAUUCUGCUUUAAGUUUUGUGUCAAUCAUUUGACAGAAGUGACACAAACUGCAGCAUUUUGGCAAAUGGACGGUCCCCUGCUAAAGGAAUUCAUUGCUAAAGCCAGUAAAUGUGGAGCUUUUAAGAACUGAAGUGAGGUUUUAAGUUUCGGGCGUUUGUAGGGGUGUUUUGCAGUUACAGCGGGAUGUCCUGACUGUAUUGGUAAGAGAAUGUUGUACCAGAAGAUGUGAAAGGCCACAGUGAAAACCAGUGUUUUCUGUGCUCAAGACUGAAGAUUGAACUGUUGUAAAAAUGUCAAGCAAAUGAUGAACUGUUACACAGGAUUUACUGCCAAGCAAAGCAUUUACUGCAAACCCAGAUGGUGGAACCAGCUCAAGAUUUCAGGAACACUGCGGUGUGCAAAGGAUACCAGCUGAGGGUAAGGACUUAACCUUUCUAGGCUAGGAAGUUUCAAUGCUAGCAUCACCUGUUAAUAUUUUUAAUUUACUUUUUGGGGUUGGAAAAUAGUCUGACCUGAGCCACUGAAUUAUGUCACUGAAAUCAUUAAUUCUUUGGGAUUAUAGAGAAGCAAAUGGCACGGAUAUCUCUUACUGUAUUUGCAUGAUUGCAAUCAAUUUGCCAUUUGCUGUGUGUAAUUAACUGAGUGCAGCCGGUGCUUAGAAAAGUGUGCAAAAAUAAUGUACCCUCAAAGCCUAUGCAAGUGACUUUGAAGGAAUGGGUAACUAGCAAAUCUAAUUGGAAGUAAAUCUCUAUAUUCAGGCAUACCUUGAUAUCUAUACCUUGUAAUGUGUACUUUGUGUAAUCUGUUGAAGCAAUAUUUAUAAUGGUUAAAGGAACCAUGAAUUCCCUUUCCCUAGUUCAGGUUAUGUUGGUUCCCUUGGAGGGGGGGAUACACUGUUCUGAAAGUGGGGGUUUUGCAUUUAAGUGUUGUAUAAACUACAUGUAAUAAAAUUAACUUUUUUGUACCUCU
Messenger RNA from Calypte anna (Anna's hummingbird), 2999 nucleotides. RefSeq names its product RCC1 and BTB domain containing protein 1 (gene RCBTB1). Gene Ontology annotation, molecular function: protein binding. Bases 547 to 2160 code for a protein of 537 amino acids. NCBI's taxonomy places the organism in Eukaryota, Metazoa, Chordata, Aves, Apodiformes, Trochilidae. The transcript has 13 exons. The record is from RefSeq and is a predicted model, not a curated record.